AUGGCCCCCUCAGCUUUUCAUCACUUUCCACAGCUCCCCUAUGAGCUCCGCCUACAAAUCUGGGAGUCAGCAAUUCGGAAAAUGCGUACGUUGAAUUUCGACUCUUCAAGGUGGGACUCAGCUACCUCUGACAUGGCAAACUGCUAUUCAGAAAUUGGCCAAAAGACGUUCAAAGGCAUAAACUACGUCACGCUCAGCCCGGGGGGAGGUUGGAACCCUCUGGAAUUUAGCUGGGAAAAGCCCCAUCCCGCUAAUCGAUCCGCCUAUCUUUGGCAUGCCGGUCUUUGGAUGGCCUGCAAGGAAUCCCGUGAGGUCAUGCAGAAAUGUUGGUUUGGCCACCCCUGCGGCGAAUACGAUCAAAAAGAGGUGGAUGAGCAGGUGAACGCCGGUCUUAGAAAGUUGUUCUAUGGGGGCAGAAAGGGCCCGCGCGUGAUUUGGAAUGGGCGUCGUGAAGACGAGGGCUUAUUUUCGCCCUGGCUCAUGGCCGCAUCCCUCGAUGAUAUGUUUUGCAUCAAUCCAAGCCGCUGGUCAACUCUAGACGAGUUCAAACUCGCAUGUUGGAGAAACAAUACGGACUAUGCUGUGGAGUUUGACCCGUAUUGGACCUCCGAACUGUUGGGUCUCGAGAAAUAUCGACCUACUCAUUCUUCAUCACCCACCUUGAUCCUCGUCAUCAAGAUCUUUUGCGGAAUAGCAACCAUGAACCCCCGACUGCCACCAGUAAUCCAUAUCAUGGACCGGUAUUCCGGCUGGAAGAAAGUCAGUCCCGAAAGCCCCCCAGUUUUUCAUGAUUGCGAGCACGAAUACAUUCUGAUCGACCCGAGCGACCCUCUUGCUUCGAAUCGUCUUGCAUGCCAAGCUCCUGUUCUGAGGUUCUUGGACCAGGUUGAUCGACUACUCAAGAGUAGGUUGACCCAUGAACGCAAAAGCUCCCAUUUUGAUUUCGGUGCAUCCAAAGUUCUUCCUGAGGGACUGUCUGUUCGGAAGUUGGUACGCGUUAUGGUCCGGCGUGAUAAAGAGAUGGUGCUCGAGGCCAUAAAAGGCAAGGCCAUGAGGGCAAAGGUGGACCGCCUAGCCUCGGUAGCUUCUUCAAAUGGGAAAGCAGCAGGGCAAAAGCCGGCUGUACGAUGA
Molecule: messenger RNA, 1131 nt
Organism: Fusarium oxysporum Fo47
Lineage: Eukaryota; Fungi; Ascomycota; Sordariomycetes; Hypocreales; Nectriaceae
Product: 2EXR domain-containing protein
Exons: 1
Coding region: 1-1131 (376 amino acids)
Source: RefSeq, a predicted model, not a curated record